This is a messenger RNA of Fonsecaea erecta, 1038 nucleotides long. RefSeq lists its product as hypothetical. The transcript is spliced from 3 exons. The coding region runs from base 1 to 1038 and encodes 345 amino acids. Gene Ontology annotation, molecular function: protein kinase activator activity. Gene Ontology annotation, biological process: positive regulation of protein phosphorylation; cell division; signal transduction. The record is from RefSeq and is a predicted model, not a curated record. NCBI's taxonomy places the organism in Eukaryota, Fungi, Ascomycota, Eurotiomycetes, Chaetothyriales, Herpotrichiellaceae. Gene Ontology annotation, cellular component: cytoplasm; nucleus.
AUGGGCAAAUUCAGGUGGAAGAUUUCUUUGCAAGGCCUCAAGCGAGCUGUCAGUCCUACCAAACAUGCUGCAGUUGCUGACCCUUCUCCCAGUCGACAAGGUUUCACUCGAGGCAAUACCAAAUCCAACCAAAACCUCAAGGCUCAGUACAACAAUGGCCAAUCUCAGUCUCCGAACUCGCAGCAAGCCCCUCCUCUUCCUCCCCUGACCAAUUCGCCUUCCAUCUCCUCCACAUUCAGUGAACAAAGUGCCUAUAUCGAACAAGAGCCCAAGAAAUUCCUCAAUGAGAAAUAUGCCAAAUGCUCGGUCAAGGGGAACUUCCUCACGCUGGCUGCGCAGCCGAAGAACGUCGAACUUGGAGAAUGGCUAGCCCAUCAAUUGGUUGAGAUGAAUCGACUGCUCACUGGGAUGAUCCAGGUCAUCCAAGAGGUUGACACCAACACGGGACUGCCGCUGUGCAAUGAGCAGCAAUGUCCUACAAUGUCUGCUGGGCGUCUCACUUACACCUGGCUCGAAAACGGUCGACCGGCCAAGAUCCCCGCGCCUCAAUACAUCGUCCGGGUUCAACGCUGGAUCGUUGGGAAAAUCCACGAUGAGAAGACCUUCCCUACCGCACCCCCACCAACCGACGACGAAACAUCCUACAUGUCCGGUGACACUGGCACUGUCACACCCUCGGCCACCACGCCAAUUGCUGCCCCACCAUCCAACCUCAACCAAUCGACGCUCGCAGGCGCUCAAGAUGAAUGGAUCGGCAAGUCCUCAGGUUUCCCGCCACAUUUCCACGCAGAUGUCAAGGCCAUCAUCAAGCAGAUGUUCCGCUGCUACGCGCACCUCUACCACUGUCACUUCACCGAUCCCUUCUGGCACAUUGGUCGCCACGCAGAACUGAACAGCUGCUUCGUCCAUUUCUGCACUGUCGCAAUGUACUACGACUUGAUCAGCAAGAAAGACAUGGAGCCUUUACAAGGACUCAUUGACAUCUUCGUGGCGCAGGGCGUCAUUCCCAAGGAAGCUGUCCAGCAGCAUGUUUCCUAG